This is a messenger RNA of Gekko japonicus, 1464 nucleotides long. It is a transcript of the gene ALDH8A1, whose product is annotated as aldehyde dehydrogenase 8 family member A1. The record is from RefSeq and is a predicted model, not a curated record. Lineage: Eukaryota; Metazoa; Chordata; Lepidosauria; Squamata; Gekkonidae. Bases 1 to 1464 code for a protein of 487 amino acids. Gene Ontology annotation, biological process: retinoic acid metabolic process. Gene Ontology annotation, molecular function: retinal dehydrogenase (NAD+) activity. The transcript is spliced from 7 exons.
AUGGCCAGCUCAAAAGCUGCUCUGAUUUUGGAGAACUAUAUAGGUGGCCAGUUUGUUCCUUGUGCGUCUUAUUUAGAUUCCUAUGACCCCUCCAUAGGAGAAGUAUAUUGUAAGGUACCAGACAGUGGCAAAGAAGAGGUGGAGGCUGCAGUCAAAGCUGCCCAAAAUGCCUUCCCAGGGUGGUCUGCCAAAAGUCCUCAAGACAGGUCAAAAAUAAUGAGCAAGCUGGCGGACCUCAUUGAAGAAGAUCUGGAGUCCUUUGCACAAGCAGAAUCCAAAGAUCAAGGGAAAACAAUUACGUUUGCUAGAAUGGUGGACAUCCCCCGGGCAAUAUACAACUUCCGGUUUUUUUCAUCUUCCAUUCUUCACCAGACAUCAGAGAGUACACAGAUGGACCAUAUGGAUUGUAUGCAUUAUACUGUGAGAACACCAGUGGGAAUUGCUGGCUUAAUUAGCCCUUGGAAUUUGCCACUUUACUUGCUGACUUGGAAAAUUGCCCCAGCUGUCAUGUGUGGAAACACUGUCAUUGCCAAGCCCAGUGAAAUGACGUCAGUCACUGCUUGGAUGAUGUGCAAGCUUCUAGACAAAGCAGGAUUCCCCCCAGGUGUCGUGAACAUCAUAUUUGGGCAUGGCUCCAAAGCUGGGGAUGCUCUAGUCUCCCAUCCAAAGGUACCACUGAUUUCCUUCACUGGAAGCACACUUACUGGUCAGCGCAUCAUUGAAAGGAGUGCUCCAUUUUGCAAGAAGCUCUCAUUGGAGCUUGGAGGCAAGAAUCCGGCCAUCAUCUUUGAGGAUGCCAUUUUGGAUAAAUGCAUCCCUGCCACUGUAAGAUCCAGCUUUGCUAAUCAGGGUGAAAUAUGUCUGUGCACAAGCAGAAUCUUUGUUCAGCGGACCAUUUACUCAGAGUUUUUGAAAAGGUUUGUGGAGGCUGUCAAAAAAUGGAAGGUUGGAAGCCCUUCAGAUCCCACAACUGAUGUGGGAGCACUGAUAAGUAAAGAACAUUUAGCAAAGGUAAAGAAUUCUAUCAAAAAAGCUCAGGAAGAAGGAGUUAGGAUCCUGUGUGGUGAGGGAAAGGACCUCUUGUUUCUUCAUCCUAGAAACCAGAAUGGCUACUUCCUGCUUCCAACAGUCAUUGCUGAUAUUGAAGAUAACUCAUGUUGCAUGCAAGAUGAGAUCUUUGGUCCUGUGACCUGCAUCACAGUGUUUGAUACCGAAGAGGAAGUAAUUACAAGAGCAAAUGGGGUCAAAUAUGGCCUGGCAGCCACUGUCUGGUCAAGAAACGUGGGACAGGUUCAUCGUGUUGCUAAGAGACUCCAGUGUGGAUUGGUGUGGACCAACUGUUGGCUCAUCAGGGAUUUAAAUUUGCCCUUUGGUGGCAUAAAAGCCUCAGGUAUAGGCAGAGAGGGGGCAAAGGACUCCUACGAAUUUUUCACAGAAUCAAAAACAAUUACUAUAAAACACUGA